Messenger RNA from Mauremys mutica (yellowpond turtle), 7358 nucleotides. RefSeq names its product solute carrier family 41 member 3 (gene SLC41A3). Gene Ontology annotation, cellular component: plasma membrane. The transcript has 11 exons. Bases 2201 to 3454 code for a protein of 417 amino acids. Gene Ontology annotation, biological process: monoatomic cation transport. Lineage: Eukaryota; Metazoa; Chordata; Testudines; Geoemydidae. The record is from RefSeq and is a predicted model, not a curated record. Gene Ontology annotation, molecular function: monoatomic cation transmembrane transporter activity.
UAUUUUUAAAAAAACAUUUUAAAAUAAUUUUGAAAUUUAAAUAUUAUCUAUUAAAAUCAUUUAAAUUAAAUACAAAAAAGUGCAUUCAAUAGUACAUAUUUGGUGCCAACUUUGAAAGAAAGAAAGCCACUGAAUUGGUGGCAGCCACUAGCUAAGCACAUGGGAGUAGAGGAGUUAUGUAUUUAAGCCAGCUUUUGACUGCAGAGAGAAUAUUUUCUUCAUUUCAGUGUAUUCAACUAGUUCAGUUCAGUGACUAGUUCAUUCAAAAUUUAGAAGCCAAUUAGGAGUUGAAAAAGCAGGAAAGCUUGUUAUUUUCUCUUCCAAUUUACGAAUAGAAACUAGGUGUGAGAGGAUGAGAUCUACUAGUUCUAAAAUCUUGAAGGACACAGCGAUCAGAAAUAAUCGGUUCAAUUCACUAACUGCAGAUAAUACUUCAUAAACAGGUUAGUUUUAAAUGCAAAAUAUGUUUUGAUAAACUUUUUGGUAUGCUUUUUUUCCCCUUUUGUUUCCAGCACAUUUAUUUAAUUAAAACAAGUAAAAUGCAGUUUUUUAGCAUUUUAAUUGAAUUUGCAUUUCCAUCCAAAUAGGACUUGACACAAAUCACAAGUAAAAUAAAGUUAAUCACCAGACAGUGAAUAAGAAAUGAAUCAUUUGCCAUUUUCAAAAAUUAUAAAAAUGAAGAAUCUGAAUAAUUGUACGUUAAGCUAUAUAAUGUAUACAGCUAUAGUGUACCCUCCUGGUUAGUAGAAAGAAGCACCAAAUUUAGAGUAAAGGCUAUAUUUAGUUGCAAAUCAACAUGGUUUAAUAGUUAUCAACCUGUGAGAAUCAACGUUUCUUCAGGAAAAUAACUGAAAAGUACAAAUUCAAAACAUGAUGAAAAUUGAUGAUUUAAAUCAGGGUUUCCUAUUUGCUGAUUUAAAUUAAUCCAUCCUGUCACAGAGGAUCCCUGACAAAACUCCUUCCAAGUUCCAUUAACGCCCCCACCCCCAAGUUUGGAUAAGUUUGGAUCUGGAUUUGAGCUUUAUAGUUUAGGCCCAUCUCUACAAAGAAUGAUACAAAUUUACUAGCAUAAAUGGGCGCAACCACACUGAAGUCAAUGGGCGUAUGCCAGUGACUUUGGCCAUAUAUCUUUAAGCAGGAAGCACUGAGGUGAAGCCACCUCUGGGGUGGAACGCAAGAGCUAUUCAGCAGCAUGCAGCAAUGCUGCACUAAGCUUUAGGACAGGAAGUGAAAGAGCAUAUAGUAACUAUUGGAAACUUUUCCCUUCUUUCCCCAUGGUCUAGUGAGAUUCUAGAGCUACCUUAAAUAAGCUCUUGCUGUGACUUUUAUCUUGGUCUUUGCAAGGUAGCUGAAAGUUGACGUGAUGACAGCAGAUAAGGGUAUUCUCUUUGAAGCUCAUUGGUUGGUUCUGUGGAAUUUUUUUAAGUCAGUCAUUCAGCGAUACAGCUGACAUAAGCUGAUUAUUCCUUCCUGAGCUUGUACACCACAGACGAGACUGGAGAGGGGGGGAGCGAAAAGGGGGUCAGGCGGGGCAAACGUUCUCUCACAGCCAGUGCAGCUUUGCUGCCUUUCCCGAUGGGAGCUGGGUAAUAGCCGGGGUUGUAACAGGCGUGGACUCCUGCUCUCAGCGACCUUGAGAGAAACCAAAUGAAAACCUGGAUAUUAAUUGCCCCACCCCUUAGCCUUGGAACGGUGAGAAAAGUUCAAUGCCCCACAUGGUGGGGCUACUUCAGCACCAGCUUAUAUAUUAAACCAUUGUAUCAAAGGCAAGCCAUGUUUUGCGAAGAAAUGUAACCAGAGGAGAAAGGACACCUGUGCCUUUGAGAACACUGAGGGAUUCCUGCGUGGCCUGUCACUCUUUGCGCAGGGACUCUUAUGCCGUAGCCUGAGGAGCAGGUCUUUCUGGUUUUCGCUGAGCUGGGGGAAGCUGGAGCAGGGGUGGGAACAUCAGUAUUUAUCCACAAACAUCUCAGCAAUCUUCCUUUCUUCUCUUUUAAAUUCUUCUGGAUGUAACAUGGAGAAAGAGCUUCCAUGAGGCUCCUCGCAGUCUGAGCUCAACCAAGUCAAGCUGAUUUUGGAAGAUAAGCUUGCUGUGGUCCUCUGGAAGGGAGAAGGAGAAGAGGAAACUAAAGGACUGUGGCUUCACUGCUAGGUUGGGGAGAAGCGUCUUCAAACUGUGGAGCAAGCAGCUGGGCAUGUGAUGCGUCACUGGGAUGUGUUUCGGACAAUUACAGAAGUUUUUAUCUUGGUUCCUGCCCUGGUUGGCUUGAAGGGUAACCUUGAAAUGACCCUGGCAUCCAGACUCUCUACUGCUGCUAACACUGGACAGAUGGAUGAUACCCAGGAACAGUGGAAAAUGGCCACCUGCAAUUUAGCCCUGAUUCAGGUACAGGCCACUGUAGUGGGGCUGCUGGCUGCCAUAGCUGCUGUCAUCCUGGGAGCGAUCUCAAAGGGGCACGUGGAGCUGAAUCAGGCCGCAGUUCUCUGUGCGAGCAGCGUGACUACAGCGUUCAUAGCUGCACUCUCCCUAGGUCUGGUGAUGAUCGGCGUGAUCAUCGGUGCGAGGAAGGUGGGGAUAAACCCAGACAACGUCGCCACUCCCAUAGCAGCGAGCCUUGGAGAUUUGAUAACCCUUUCUCUGCUAGCAGGAAUCAGCAGCACCCUCUUUAAAUACAUAGAUGUGAAAUACCUUUCGCCUCUGAUCUGCACUGUGUUUGUUAUCAUGAUUCCUCUUUGGGUUGCUAUUGCCAAGCAAAGUCCGUCUAUUGCUGAAGUCCUGAAGUCUGGAUGGCAGCCGGUGAUUGUUGCAAUGAGCAUCAGCAGCAUUGGUGGGCUGAUCUUGGACAAAACUGUAACUGACCCAAACUUCGAAGGCAUGGCGGUUUUUACACCCGUGAUUAAUGGUGUUGGUGGGAAUCUGGUAGCCAUCCAAGCCAGCCGCAUCUCCACAUUCCUGCACUUCUGGAGUAUGCCUGGAGUCCUGCCCUACAAGAUGAGGCAGAACUGGCCUAAUCCAUGCACUACGUUCUUCACAUCAGGGGUGAAUUCCAAGUCAGCCCGUGUCCUGUUCCUGCUGGUUAUCCCCGGACACCUGGUGUUCCUGUACACCAUUCGCCUCCUGCAGGGCGGCCACACAGCCAUCACCCUCACUUUUGUGAUGUUUUAUCUGACUGCUGCUUUGCUGCAGGGUUCACUUGCUUCGUAUCUUCGAUGUGAUAAAAACCUACUAGCUCUCCAAUUGACCAGGGAGAUUUCCAAGGAAAACGAGGUGGGAAUCCUGCUCUACCUGGCUGAUCUAAUUGUGCGACUGGUGUGGAGGAAGGCCCUGGAUCCAGACAACUUCUCCAUCCCCUACCUCACUGCCCUGGGCGACCUCCUGGGCACGGGAUUCCUGGCACUUUGCUUCCGCUUGGUUUGGCUCGUCAAUGGGACUGAGAUGAAACUGGGAAACUAAGAGGACGUCUGCUGCAGCACUGGCCCAUUGCUGCUCCACCAAGCAAGCCAUUCAGUAUGGUGCUUUAACAUGGUCCAACAUGUUUGUUAGAGACUACGUCUCAGACUAAGUCUUUAAACUGGACGGGUCUGCUAUCCUUGCCCUCCCCUAUUGACCACUGCAGUGCCUUACAGCUGUCGAAUUCAGAUCAAAAGAAGCAGCACCCGUCUGGACUUACCCAGCUUUGAAAGCGACCUAGCCAUCCUAAAACAGUACACGCUGCCCAUGUGUGCAUCUAGAAAACCAGGGGUUAAGGAACACAGGUCAUAUCUUGGGAAAUCUGCAUUUUGAUUGGCUUAAAAAUGUAUGACUGUAAUCACCUGGUAAGUAGGAGACUAAUGCACACUCCGUUGAAGUCAAUGGGAGUCUUUCCAUUGUCUUCAGUUAGUCUUUGGAUCAGAUCCUAGAUGAGGAUGUUGCAAUGUCUCUGAUCAGCAGUUAGAGCCCAAGUAAUAUUUUCUUGCCUCCUCCCUCCCCACCACAUCUCCGGGGAGGGAGAAUCAAUAAGGGCCUUAAAAUUCUCUCUCCAUAAUUUCUGUAUUCAGGGUCUCAAAGAGCAUGUUCCCCAUUGGAUUGCAACGCACUGAAAAAUCAUCCAGGGCAGGGCCUGCCUAAACAAACAUCUCUAACUGACAAGGUGGAUUAUUCUUUGUUUGACAGUUUAAGGAACAUCUGUUCAGUAGUUUUUAUGGUUUAUUGAAACACACAAAUAAAAUGUAAACCCUUUCGUAGUUUGGGGCAGGUUAUUGCCAUUAUUUUGUUGCUGCUAAUCACUGUUAUUGGCACUGGACUAAGGAACUGUUCGAUCACUAGCACCUAGACCUGCACGGUAUGGACCCUUCACAGCGUGGGCCACAUUUCAGCUGGGAUACAUAAUCCAGCCACCCCUUUUAAAAAAAACACCAUAUAGCAUAGAAAUGGAGGACAGGGUGGGACCUUUAGAGGCCCUCUAAUCCAGCCCCCCAAUCUGAGGCAGGACUAAGUAAACCUAGACCAUCCCUGGCAGGUGUUUGUCCAACCUAUUUUAAAAGCGUCCAGUAGGUCACACUGUUGAUGGUUGUUGAUUUGUGUAGAAAUCUUUGGUUGGUCGUGUUCCCCAGCCCUAAGAGAGGAAGCGUGGAACCGUGGUUGAGGGCACUAGCUUGGGAGUCUAAAAACCACAGUUCAGUUCCUUACUCUGCUACAGCGCUCCUCUGUGACCGUAGGCAAAUUAUGUGGGGCCAGAUUUUUAAAGAAAUGUAGGCACCCAAAGAUGCAGGUAGGCAGCCAAGGGGAUUUUCAGAAGUGCCUUGGUGCUUUGUCUGCGGGACGUUGAACAGAUGCAGCAACUAGAGAGAUUGCAAACUGAGUUUCAGUGGCUUAAAGAUUGAAUCGAGCCCUAAACUUCUGAUCUGGCUUUUGAGCACCCUAAAGUUUUAGAUUGAGAUUUUUCAAAGGAGCUUCUGAGAAUUAGGCAACCAGCACCAUUGAAUAUGAACAGAUUUGGGUGCCUAACUCUGUAAGGCCCUGUUGCACAUCCCAGCCUUAGUGCUGCCUGGAUCUUCCUAUGACAGACCAUUAUAAAGAAAUAUAUUUGCAAAAUUCAGAUCCCAGUUUAGCUUGUGAACAUCCCUAAAAUCCUGGGUUAUUCAGCUCUGCGGUACUGCUUGAGGCCGUGUUCUGUCUGAAAACAUAGCUCCAGUGACCCCUUUUUCGUUCACAACUGUAAGUGCUGCAGCCCAGGCUGAAUGGAACAUUAGCUUCUGGGAUGGUUGCAUUUCAGCAUUCACGUCACAUUGUCCUCUAAUCACGGCCCUUUAUGCAUUAUCUAACCAUCUGCCGCCUGUGUGAAGUCAGCACAAUUCAGUUUCAACCACGAGCGGACGUGUGGUAAUUGCAGCAGCGUAGACAGGAAGACGGGUUACUUGCAUUCAAAUUGAAACAUCAUUAUCAUGAGCAAUUUCAGAUGUGCGGGGAAGGGGGCGUCGUGCAGUCUAGAAGUUUGCAGAUCUGAAGCCCAUAACCAAUUUUUUUUAAGAAGUGACUGUGAUGCUGGCUUGAGAGCCCCUACAGAACAAAGUCCUCCCGCCACAGAACAGGUACGGCAUGGGCAGCAGCAGGGCAAACUUCCUGCGCAGACUUUCUAAGGAGUCCCUUGUCUUUGCUAUCUUCCCUACGAGGGUGGGGGUCUAAGUGACUUAGGCAAGCUUCUUCCUAGUGUGUUAGCACAGUCCAGCAGGGGCAAAAAAGAACCUACAGGUGGGAUCCUAAUGAGACAUCUUUUCCUCUUUUAAGAAGAGCACUAAAGAGGUGGUUGCUCCCAUCAUCCGACCCUACAGCAGUUUUUCCUACAGAUAGUCACCUGGAGAAAUUCACGCUGGAGCAAAGGGCCAGCACAAGCCUAAUGCACCCAGGUUGAGGACUUAUUUGGUACUGGCCCUCUGCAUGGGCUUGAAUUUUACCCCUAGUGACUGUGGGCCAGUCACUCUCCUGAUUUAUGAUUCCCAGUAAAUGACUCCAUGGUUGCUCUUAGAAUUUAGAAGAAUGAAUUAGUGCUUUAAUUUUUUUUUAAUAAACAAUAUUUCUUAAUGACCAGCUUCUUCUGGUUGUAAAUAUUGACAGUGUCCUUGGGCUGGAACAUGUAAUCAGUCCCAGCUGUGUGCUAUUUAUGUAAAAAGGGCAUGAUUGUCAAGCAAAUGUUAUACCUUUUAGCUGACGUGUUUUUGUGCAGGAGGGUUUGGCAAUCCCAGAUGUGUCUCAGUGGCUGAAGCCAUAUGCCUGGGACAUAAAUGGCACUGACAGAGGGGCUGCUCGCUAAGGUCUGGCUGUAUUGAAACGCUUGCUGUUUGGCCAAGCAGCAAAAUAAUUGUGUUGCUGUACUGGAAGGAACAGAGUUAGGGCUUAAAAGUGGUUCUUUUCUAUCCUCCAGAGAUAUGAUAUAACACAGCGGUUCUCAAACUGUUGAGCAGGACGCCAAAGUGGGUUGUGACCCCAUUUUAACGGAGUCGCUGGGGCCAGCAUUAGACUCAAUGGGGUCCAGGGCUGAAGCCGAAGUCCAAGGGCUUCAGCCCAGGGCAGCAGGGCUCUGGGUCUGGCUCUGCUCCUCCACGCCCCCAUCUGGAGUCAUUUAGUCAUUUUUAUUGUCGAAAGGUGCAAUGAAGUUUGAGAACCACUGAAAACAGGAGAAAAUGGUUUCUGUGCAAGGGGCUUUUUAAAGUGCAUAUUAAAGGGACAUUUAUUGGUCUUCUAACCCUGUUUUCUCUCUCUCUCUCUCUCUCGAUAUGUAUAUAUAAUCAAUCAGACCCUUAUUUCAAAAGAGCUUCUAUAACAAGACUUAAGCUUCAGUGCUAAGGCAGCAGUAAGUAGGCUGAUGUGCUUGUGACCAAAUUUGAAAAUGGGCCUCAAUGCAGGGAAAGUACAAGCAAGUCUCUUUGUGGUAUAGACCUGAUCUCGGUGCUAAAUUCUUACCUCAUUUCUGGGAUUUAUCGCUGCCAGAGGUCCUGAUUUGCUGUAUCUUGCUUUUUAUAUUGUCAGUCAUAUCUGUGCAAAGUGGAUUUUCUACCAUUCUGUGGUGGUGGUGUGUGUUUUGCACUUGCUUUGCAGAGAUAUUCUAAUACAAAGCUUAGUGCAGUGGGGAAACAAGCCCCCAAAACGCAGACCUGCAACUGUUCCAGGCAUAAAAAUCCUCUUGGCUUAAGUGGAAGUUCUUUGCCUAGAGCACUGGGACUUCUGGGUCCCAGAACUAUGAGUAACUCCAUGAAAAGCCACGUGAGCCUGUAUUUAGAUGUAUCUAGUAUCCAAUUUUAAAAGGAGGAAGGGGCAGAGUCCACUUUUCUCUCAAUUUUUAAGCCUUUCUUGUAAGAACAGUGAAAAACACGGAUUGCCU